Messenger RNA from Rotaria sp. Silwood2, 3831 nucleotides. The record is from the annotation of a GenBank genome assembly. Lineage: Eukaryota; Metazoa; Rotifera; Eurotatoria; Philodinida; Philodinidae.
AUGUCUACAAUUGAAUCUGAAAAUCGACGAGAGAUUGCUCGAUUACCAACUCGACCUAUUUCACUUGAAGAUCGUUAUGAUCCACCAGCUAAUUUUUUAGAAAUUGAAGUACUUAAUCCUGAAACACACGGCUUUGCUGGAAAACGAUAUACUGAUUAUGAAGUUCGAAUGAAAACAAAUUUACCAGUAUUUCGUCUAAAAGAAUGUUCGGUACGUCGGCGUUAUUCAGAUUUUGAAUGGUUACGUAAAGAGCUUGAACGUGAUAGUAAAAUUGUUGUUCCACCAUUGCCAUCAAAAGCAUGGAAACGACAAAUGCCUGCAUUUCUUCGUCGUGAUGAUGGCAUUUUUGAAGAUGAUUUUAUUGAUGAACGACGUAAAGGACUCGAACAAUUUAUUAAUAAAGUUGCUGGCCAUCCAUUAGCUCAAAAUGAACGUUCACUUCAUGUUUUUCUACAAGAACCAACUAUUGAUCACGAUAAAUAUAUUCCAGGCAAAAUGUCAGCAGGAGUGCCACUCACAGCUCGAACUUUAGCACAUUCACAUCAGAGUGAUCUGCAACGUAUUGCAAAUCCACGGCUGGAAGUUAAUGAACGACGUCUUCGUCCCAUUUAUGAUUAUAUGGAAAUUCAUAAUUAUCGUAAAGCAUUAACAGAAAUCGAUCGUUUAUUAAAAAAACAGGCAAAUUUUACUGCAUGUAAAGCUCUUAAGUGUCUUGUAUUACUCAAACUUGAACGACAUGAAGAUGCACGCGCAUUGGCUAAUGAAUUAGAUGCACUUGCUUCAGCUACUACACGUACUGCACCAGCUGGUGAUGCAUCAAAUAUUGAUGAAAAUGCAUUAACAUUUUUUUCUCAAUAUUAUAAAGAUUUACGACAAUUUGACAAAGUAGUUUGGCUUUAUGAAGCAGCAACUAAACGUGAACCAACAAGUGAAGAAUUUUUAUGUUCAUUAUUUAUGGCAUAUGUUCGUACGAAAGAUUAUAAAAAUCAAGUAUUAACAGCACAAAAACUUUAUAAACUUACACGAAAGAUUCCUUAUUAUAAUUGGGCUGUUAUAAGUGUACUUUUACAAAUCGAUGAAAAUUCUAAUCAAUUAAAACAAACACUUUAUAUUCCAAUGGCAAUAAAAAUGCUUGAAAAAGAAUUUUUCGAUGAAAAUCAACAACAAACAAAACCAUAUGGUGAAAUGGAAUGUUUAUUAUAUUUACAUUCACUUGAAUUAAAAGAGGAUUUUUCUAAAGCAUUAAUAUUUCUUGAAAAACAUUUAGAUGCAUUGACAAAAUCACCAUCAAAUGAAUCAAUGUUACCAGCUUAUUUUUCACAUGAUAAAUUAUUAAUUUAUAAUUUUAAAGCAGGCAAUUUAGAUAAUACUUAUCGUUUAGCAAAACAAUUUUUAAAUGAAGAUAAUUAUCUGUGGAAUUGGUAUGAAGUUUUAUUUGAUACUUUUUUCAAAUUUGACAAUACAAAACAAGAAGAAUUAAUAAAUGAUCUUCAUGAAUUUAUUUUAACUGUUCCCAAUGACACUACUGAUUUGCGUAGUAUUCAUUUGGCUCGUAUUGAACUUGGUCUUCGAUGGCAACUUGCAAAACUCAAAAAUAGCUCAACAACAUUACCUCAAGUGGCUUCUACUUAUCUAUCAAAUUUAUUUUUAAAUGAAAUCAAAUCUUAUAUUGAGACAUAUUCAUUAAAAACUACCAGUUUAGUCAUGUAUGAUAUGUAUCGAUCAUUAGAAUAUUUUUCAUCUGACGAACGAUCACAUCUUCAUAAAUAUCUUAUCGAUCAAUUAACAUCUGAAACUUGUCAAAAUAAUAUACAAUAUUUAAUCAAUAUACUCUAUUGUGCUCGAUUAUGUGGUGAAAUACAUAGUUCAUGGUUGAAGGAAAAUUCUAGUUCAUUAGUUCAACGUUUACUUGAUGUAGUUAAUCAAUCAUCAACUCCAUCACAUCUUUCUAUUGAAUUACUUUUAUUAAUAGUUAAUAUAAUGGAUGAAAUGAAUCAAUCAAAAUCUGAAUUAUAUACUCUAUUAGAUCGUACAUAUAAAAAAGAUUCAAGCAAUUUUGAUACGAAAUUAUAUAUUUAUAAAAUGGCAUUAAAUUUUAAUUGUAUAACAAUAAUGAAAGAUAUAUUUGAACGUCUUGAAAUAAAAAAUAUUCAAUAUUAUUCACUUGGUUAUUUAUUAACAGAUCAUUAUUUACGUAUACAUACAAAUUAUCGUCAUAUAAGAAAUUUUUUUAAUUAUUUAACAAAUCUUUUACUUGUUUAUACUGAUGAUUCAUGGGGUCAAAUUAUGUUUUGUUAUAAAUAUGGAAAUUUUUUACGUAUUAAUGAAAUUCGUACAUUUUCGGAUUAUUAUCUUAGUUAUUCACUUAUUUAUAUGCAAUCAUUAAUAGGUUCAAUUAUAAUUGAUUUAAUACAAAAUGGAAAUCGAUAUAAUUCUAUAAUGAAUAUAUUUAAACAUCCGUCAAAUCAAAUAUUAUUUGAUAAUAAAGAAAAAAAUAACAANAUUCAUUAUAGAAUUAUAUCGAUUUCCAUUUUUCGAUUACGUUUUGAUCCUGUUGAUGACAAUAACAAAUCAAUUGAAAGAUUAACUUAUGCUGAUCGAGUUCUUGCCGAUAACGCCGGUCAAACAGCAUAUCAAUCACCAUCAUAUAAAGAUUCAUUUCUUCGUCAAUAUCAAAUAAAUGAUUUUCAACAACGUACAAUUCUAUGUUAUAUUCGUUCAAAUAUACUUAGUUUUCUUCAUACAUUAUAUGUUGAUACUUCCAUUAGUAAAACUGAAUCUGCAUCUACAACAUUUGUUAUUCGUAUGCCUGAUGAAAAUGUUUUCAAUGCAUUAAAAGUAAUUCUUAAUGAUUUUGAUAAAUGUACAAAAUCUUUAAAAUCUAUUGAAACUAUAACUCCAUGUGAAUUUCAAUCAAUUAUUGAACUUGAAUUAUACAAAUCAAUACCAUUAUUUAUUCAAAUUUUACUUGAUGGAUUAAUAUUAAAUAAAACAACAGAAGCAGCAUCAUCAACAAUAACAUUAUCAAAUACAACAGUUCAUUUUGAUAAAAUUGAUCAAUACAUAAAUGACAUUAUAAAACAACUUGAAAGCUCAUAUCAAUUACUUUUACAAGCAUUAGAUAAAACAUCAUUUCAGAAACAUUGUCAAGAAAAACUUGACAAUGCUAAUAAUGAUAAUAUAAAUUUUCUUGAUGAUUUAUCUGGCAAACAAUCACCACUUGAAUAUUAUUCUGUUUAUACAGAAUUUAUAUCGUAUAUUUAUAGUUUAUAUUUAUCAAUUAAAUCAAUUUUAGCUACAUUGUUUAAUAAAACAUCUUUAUUAAUUGAUAACAGUGAAAAUCCUAAUAAUCGUUCAUCAAAUACAAAAAAAUCAAAAAAGAAAGCAACUGAUCAACAAUCAUCAUCAAAUACAGCAAGUGAGAAUGAAAAUGAAAUAAAAUUAUGGAAUCAAUUACAAAAAAUCGAAUAUUUAUUUAAUGAACAAUGGACAAAUAUUACAGAAAAUAUUCAAAAAUAUGAAUUGUAUAUUCGAUUUCAAGCAAAAUUAGAUGAUAAUCAAUGUGAUCAACUUGAAAAAGAACUUCAAGGCAAUAGUGAACAACAAUCGAAUAAAGCAAAAGCAAAAUCAGAUGAAGACAACAAUCAUGAAUCUUCAUUAUCAACAAAGAAAAAUGAGGAUGAUAAUCAAUCAUCAGACUCAUUGUUUGAAUUAGGAAAAAGUCUCAUGCGUCCAUCGACUGUGCAUACAUUUGCUAUAAGUUAUCUUGAAUCUUUAAUGCAGAUACGAAUAUGUCUACGAAGUAAACAAAAAGCACUUAGUCUUCGUUAA